UGAAGUGAACCCUACGGCGUCAUGGCGGAGGCCGGUUGUCGGAAGACUCUGGAUUGAGAUGCCAGCUUUCUACAAUCGCUGCUGACCGACGGGCACUAGACUUUGCAUACAUCCAAACCAGCUAAGGGGACUUACUUGAUUUUUGGACGGAGAGGAAAACCAACAUUCCGCCAGUUCUAUCGAACUGACUCGUUGUGGGCUGCUCUCCCUAACCGGGAGAUAGCUAGCUAGCAAGCAGACGGUAGCAUUAGCUAUCCGCAGCUGCUUGCUCGCCAGCUAAAUAAAAGAAGAAAGGACCUCUGAAGUGGAAAGGCGGAUUUAGACAAGUGUUUUCUAAGAGUUUCACAGGUAAAUCACGUGGAACAUUGUACUACAGGUCGACAGGGGGAGGUCUAUAUUUUGGACUUCAACAUGGCUGGACGCAGUGAGGAUGAAAGUGUAAGCAACAGCAGUGGAGACUCAAGUAAUUCUGAUGAUGAAUCCGGUUCUGGAUCGGGUUCUGCGUCAGGGUCCGGUUCAGACUCCAGUUCCAGCUCCUCCAGCAGCAGCAGCCAAUCAGGGAGCAGUGACUCAGGAAGUGGAUCAGACUCUGGCAGCCAGUCAGAUUCUGAAACAGAGAAAUCCAAGGAUAAGAUUGAACCACCAAAUAAGUCACACAUUGAUGGAGCUGAGUUCUGGAAGUCGAACCCAAGCAUCCUCGCAGUGCAAAGAUCUGCUAUGCUCAGGAAACAGCAGCUUCAGCAGCAGCAGCAGCAACAGCAACAGAGACAAAGCUCUUCAAAUAGUGGGUCUGAUGAGGACUCUUCAAGUAGUGAUGAAUCUGACUCAUCAAGUGGAUCUAAAAGGAGAAGAAAUUCUGGCUCCUCUGACACUGGAUCUGGCUCUGGAUCUGCAAGUGGUUCUGGAUCCGACUCAUCAGCAGAGGAUAACAGUGAUGAAACUGCCUCAGACUAUGAGCCCAGUCACAAAAGCAAAAGCAGGAAGCCUCCAACCAAGAUGAAUUUUCGAAAUGGAAAGAAAAGCAGCACCCAGAGGAAGAAAGCCCAGAAAUGUUCGUCUUCUGACGAAGAGGAUGACAAUUACAAGAAGGUGGCAUCUGCAGGGCCACGUCGGCAGGCCACAGUCAACAUUAGCUACAAGGAGGAUGAAGAGUUGAAAACAGACUCAGAUGAUCUGGUGGAGGUUCUGGGGGAAGAUGUCCCGCAACCUGAGGAAGAUGAGUUUGAAACACUAGAGAGAGUGAUGGACUGCAGAAUAGGAAGAAAAAGAGCAACAGGAAGUGUAACCACUGUAUACGCUAUAGAAGCAGAUGGGGAUCCCAAUGCCAACUUCAAUCACAACAAAGAAGCUAGUGAGGUCCAAUAUUUGAUCAAGUGGAAGAACUGGGCCCACAUCCACAACACUUGGGAAACUGAGGAGACACUCAAGUUACAGAACGUCAAAGGCAUGAAGAAACUGGACAAUUUCAAGAAGAAGGAACAGGAGAAAAAGAAAUGGUUAAAGGCGGCUUCACCAGAGGAUAUAGAAUAUUUCAACUGUCAAGAAGAGUUAAUGGACGACCUGCACUCUCAGUACCAGCUUGUAGAGCGAAUCAUAGGACAUUCAAAUCAGAAGUCAGCGGCUGGUUACCCAGACUACCUGUGCAAGUGGCAGGGUUUACCGUAUUCAGAAUGUAGCUGGGAGGAUGGUGGUCUGAUUGCCAAAAAGUUCCAGAAAUGCAUUGAUGACUACAUGAGCAGAAACCAGUCCAAGACCAUUCCAUCUAGAGACUGCAAGGUGCUAAAACAGAGACCUAGGUUUGUGCCCAUGAAGAAGCAGCCAACUUACAUCGGAGGGGAAGGACUAGAGCUCAGAGACUACCAGUUGGACAGUUUGAACUGGAUGGCCCACUCCUGGUGCAAAGGCAACAGCUGCAUCCUUGCUGAUGAGAUGGGUUUAGGGAAGACCAUCCAGACUAUCUCCUUCCUCAACUACCUGUUUAAUGAGCACCAACUGUAUGGACCCUUCUUGCUAGUGGUGCCUCUGUCUACACUAACCUCUUGGCAGAGGGAAAUCCAACUAUGGGCCCCUCAGAUGAAUGUUGUGGUCUACCUGGGAGACAUUAGCAGCAGGAACAUGAUCAGAACACAUGAGUGGAUACACGUCCAUAGCAAGAGACUGAAAUUCAACAUCCUCCUCACGACAUAUGAGAUUCUUCUCAAAGAUAAGUCAUUUUUGGGAAGUGUGAACUGGGCCUUCAUUGGAGUGGACGAGGCACACCGACUGAAAAAUGAUGACUCCCUCCUCUACAAGACCAUGAUCGACUUCAAGUCCAAUCACAGGCUUCUGAUCACAGGAACGCCACUGCAAAACUCCCUGAAAGAGCUCUGGUCCCUCCUGCACUUCAUUAUGCCUGAGAAGUUUCACUCUUGGGAGCUCUUUGAGGAGGAGCAUGGUAAAGGCAGGGACUCGGGCUACACCAGUCUACACAAAGAGCUGGAACCUUUUCUACUGCGCCGUGUCAAGAAGGAUGUGGAGAAAUCUCUGCCAGCUAAAGUGGAGCAGAUCCUCAGAGUAGAGAUGAGCGCUAUCCAAAAACAGUAUUACAAAUGGAUCCUGACCAGGAACUACAAAGCUCUGAGUAAAGGUACCAAAGGCAGCACGUCGGGCUUUCUCAACAUCAUGAUGGAGCUGAAGAAGUGCUGUAACCACUGUUACCUUAUCAAGCCCCCAGAGGACAAUGAGUUUCUCAACAGAGCUGAAGCGUUACAGCAACUGAUCCGGUCCAGCGGAAAGCUGGUUUUGUUGGAUAAACUGCUGGUGCGUUUAAAGGAGCGAGGACACAGAGUUCUCAUUUUCUCCCAGAUGGUGCGGAUGCUGGAUAUCCUGGCUGAAUAUCUGAGGAGCCGACAGUUCCUCUUUCAGCGAUUAGAUGGUUCCAUUAAAGGGGAGAUGAGGAAGCAGGCGCUGGAUCAUUUCAAUGCUGAAGGCUCGGAGGAUUUCUGCUUCUUGUUGUCUACGCGUGCGGGUGGUUUGGGUAUCAACCUGGCAUCAGCUGACACAGUAGUCAUCUUCGACUCAGACUGGAACCCUCAAAAUGACCUGCAGGCACAGGCCAGAGCCCACAGGAUCGGACAGAAAAGACAGGUGAAUAUCUACCGUCUGGUGACAAAAGGUUCAGUAGAAGAGGACAUCAUUGAGAGGGCAAAGAAGAAAAUGGUGCUUGACCACCUUGUCAUUCAGAGGAUGGACACCACGGGGAAAACUGUUCUCCAUACUGGUGCUGCUCCAUCUAGUUCAGCACCUUUCAACAAGGAGGAGCUGUCUGCCAUCCUGAAAUUUGGUGCUGAAGAGCUUUUCAAAGAGCCAGAAGGUGAAGAGCAGGAGCCUCAGGAGAUGGACAUUGACGAAAUCCUCAAAAGAGCUGAGACCAGGGAGAAUGACCCUGGACCCUCCACAGUCGGAGAAGAACUGCUGUCUCAGUUCAAGGUGGCCAACUUCUCCAUGAUGGAGGAUGAGGAAAUAGACAUUGACUCUGAACGAAGUCAACGCAGUUGGGAUGACAUCAUUCCUGAGGAACAGAGGAGGAGGAUGGAAGAGGAGGAGAGACAGAAGGAGCUGGAAGAAAUCUACAUGCUACCACGCAUGAGGAAUUGUGCCAAACAGAUCAGUUUUAACGCUAAUGACAGCCGGCAGAGCAGAAACAGGAGAUACUCUGGAUCUGACAGCGACUCCCCCUCCGACCGAAAGAGGCCAAAGAAACGAGGACGGCCUCGGACCAUUCCACGAGAAAAUAUCAAGGGUUUUAGCGAUGCUGAGAUCCGGAGGUUUGUCAAGAGUUACAAAAAAUUUGGAGGACCCCUCGAAAGGUUGGACGCUAUUGCUCGCGAUGCUGAACUUGUGGAUAAAUCUGAACAUGACCUGAAACGCUUGGCAGAGACGGUUCACAACGGAUGUGUGAGAACACUACGAGAAAAUCCCUGUGGACCCGAGAAGACUUCCGGAGGCAGAAGAGGAAAGGUGAAAGGCCCUACAUUCAGGAUAUCUGGAGUCCAGGUGAAUGCCAAGCUUGUAAUCUCCCACGAGGAAGAGCUGGCUCCACUACACAAGGCUAUUCCGGCUGAUCCUGAAGAGAGAAAAAAGUAUAUGAUUCCAUGCCAUUCGAAGGCAGCGCACUUUGACAUAGAGUGGGGGAAGGAGGACGACUCGAGCCUUCUCAUAGGUAUCUAUGAGUAUGGUUACGGCAGCUGGGAGAUGAUUAAGAUGGACCCGGACCUCAAUCUCACACACAAGCUCCUACCAGACGACCCUGACAAGAAGCCACAGGCCAAACAGCUACAGACCAGAGCAGACUACCUCAUCAAGUUACUGAGCAAGGACCUGGCCAAAAAAGAAGCACAGAAACAAGCAGGGACAGCCAGUUCGCGGAAGAGGAAACCAAGAAAUAAAAAGAGCAAAACUCUGAAGCCAGUGAAGACAGAUGAGGUGUUAAAGAGCCCCUCCUCAGAUCCUCCAUCUGACAAGAGGUCAGAGGAUGAGGAUGAAGUUGAGGAAGACAAGGAGGUACCACCACUGAAGGCACCGAGCAGACGGGGUCGAGGAGAUAGGUUGGUGAUGGAGGAGGAGGAGGAAGAGGAAGAUGACGAUGAUGACAAUGACGACGAUGAUGACGACGACGACGAUGACGAUGAUGAGGAGCCUGAGCAAGAGGUUUCUUCAUCCGGGGAAAAGGAUGUCAAAGAAAAAGAGGUCAAAAAAGAAGGAAAAAAGGAGAAGAGGGAAGAAAACUGUGACAUUAAAGAAACAAAGGAGCCAAAAGAGAAAAAAGAAACGAAGCCUCUGGAGGCGGUACAUAAACAAGAGGAAAGCGUGGAAAAGACUGAAGUAAAGACCGAGGUACGAGAACGGACGAAGAAAGCGUCUGAUGUGCCGGUCCAUAUUACAGCUAGCGGAGAGAAUGUACCAAUAUCUGAGGAGUCUGAGGAGCUGGACCAGAGGACAUUCAGUGUGUGUAAAGAGAGGAUGCGGCCAGUGAAAGCAGCCCUGAAACAACUGGACAGACCAGAGAAAGGACUGUCGGAGCGCGAGCAGCUGGAACACACACGACAGUGCCUCAUAAAGAUCGGAGACCACAUAACUGAGUGUCUGAAGGAGUAUUCAAAUCCUGACCAGAUCAAACAGUGGAGAAAAAACCUGUGGAUAUUUGUUUCCAAAUUCACUGAGUUUGAUGCAAGAAAGCUACAUAAACUGUAUAAGCAUGCAAUCAAGAAAAGGCAAGAGAAUGCCCAGGCAAUGGAGCAGAACACUAGAAGUAUAAACACCCAUGGCUAUAAACAUGCAGAUAUUGAAAGACUGAAGGAAAACUCUCACCAGGAUGAAAGCAGCAGGGACAGCUACAGCUCAGACAGACAUCAGCCUUCAGGUCGAUACCAUGAAAGCAGCAGCACCAAGGAGCGACACAGCUCCGAGUCCCAUAGGAAGACCACAGGAGGAGAGUCCAGGAAAAGGCCGUACUCUUCCUUCAGCAACGGCAAAGACCACCGAGACAGAGACCACUACAGACCAGACAGCAGGGACAGAGACAGACAAGAAAGAUACUACAACGACAAUAAGCACAGGAAGCUGGAGGAGUUCCGCACCAGCAGAGACCAUCGACUGGAUUUAAAGGAUCAUUCCCACUUAGACCAUCGUUCUUCGUACCGCUACCACUCAGACUGGCAAACAGAGCAGCGAGCCUCCGCUAGCGGGCCGCGCUCGCCCAGAGACCAGCGCUCACCUUACGACUCCCGCUCACCCAUGGGUCACCGCUCCCCUUUCGACUACUCAUCAGACCACAGGAGCACACCAGAGCAGAUCUGGAGCAGCCGCAAGACAUAACAUGAGCUGCCUGGGUCUGCUAGUAGCAGCCAUAGACUCAGUAACACAGCAAAUGCCUUACAUGGACUGUGGUCUCCAACUGAAGCUGUUUGAAGCACUGUAUCAGUCAGUUCAGCAUGGCUGUCAUCUCCUCGCUUCAGCAGCGACUCAUCUCGGGAACCUGGGAGAUGAACACCAGGAAGCGGCUCAAACCAGGCAGCAGAUAAAAAAAAAUCAAAGCUUAUUUUUAUAUUUGAGUGUAUAAAGCUGCAUUGUUGUGUAGGUUCAGCAGCAUGCAGCACAGUUUUUGGUUAUUUUUAUAAACUUUUUUUCUUUUUUUUUAAACUCUGGAAAUGGACACAAUUGACCCUGAGUGCUGCCUCAUAUUCCCACCAACCUUUGACACUGGAUUCUGUAUUUGACUGUUCUCUAUGUUGUCUGUCAUUCUCUGUUUCACUAUCAUGCUUAAUGUGAUUAUCUACCUUAUUUAAGUGUUAACUCAAUGAGAAGUCAGUUGUCACAUGAAUCACAUUGCAAGGUGAUAUAAAGGUGUCUGGUCGAAUCCAGUCUGGGCUCAGGCUCACCACCUGAAUUACCUCAUUCACAACAUUUUUCAUUUCCUCAGCAGUUAGUCAGUUUCUUUUUUUUUUUU
Messenger RNA from Stegastes partitus (bicolor damselfish), 6487 nucleotides. RefSeq names its product chromodomain helicase DNA binding protein 1 (gene chd1). The record is from RefSeq and is a predicted model, not a curated record. Lineage: Eukaryota; Metazoa; Chordata; Actinopteri; Pomacentridae. The coding region runs from base 412 to 5856 and encodes 1814 amino acids. The transcript has 36 exons. Gene Ontology annotation, cellular component: chromatin; nucleus. Gene Ontology annotation, molecular function: histone binding; chromatin binding; DNA binding. Gene Ontology annotation, biological process: nucleosome organization.